GACAACGGGAAAAGGAAAACAUGAGAAUAAUCUGUUAGACAGCCCAUCUCAACCUCCAAAAUCUGGUAAGAACAAGAUGGGUAAAUCACCAAAUAUUGCCACAGCAGCACCAAAGAAACAGACAGAAGGAAAGGUACAGGCUCAGAAUGGGGCCUCUCAGAAGCAGAAAGGUGCUGUAAAUAAAAAUGUUAAAGGAUCACCACAAACUCCGGGGAAGACUCCAAAGGUGUUAAAAAUGGGAGGAUUAAGUUAUACAGAUUUAGUUGUUGGCACUGGAGUUGAAGCAAAGCAUGGCAAAAGUAUAUGGUAGCAGAGGUGCCCCACCGGCUAUUCCACCAAAUGCAGCAUUAGAAUUUGUUGUUGAGUUGAAAGCUGUUGGUUGAUAAAAUGUUGCUUUUUAAAUUUAUUGUCAUGAGUACAAAUUGCUACAAAAAGUUUGUAAGUAGUUUUAGUUAAAAUAAAACUGCAUUCAGAUUGCUUGGACAAAUUGUUAUUUAAUUACUGAAUGUAAUUGUGCAAUUAUUUACCAACAGUUAUUUCUUAUUAACAAAAGGUAGAGGAAAAUACAUAUUUUCUAAUAUGCAGUACAAAGCAGUAGUACGACUAACGAUUUCAUGUUUGUAUUUUCAUGGAACUGUAGCUGUAGUUGAACAAAAUGCAUUUAUAAAUAAUGGUGCAUUAUCAAUUUGUGUUACCAGUCAACUGAAGUUCAAUUUGAGUAUUGUUUAUACAGUAUCAUGAAGUGAAUGUGAAAGUUGUUAAUGUUUUUGGUGGUUUUGUUUUACAUUGGCUAAUCUAAGCAAUUGUUGUACCUUAAAUAAAUUCUUAGUCAAAGCAUAUA
Molecule: messenger RNA, 841 nt
Organism: Macrobrachium nipponense
Lineage: Eukaryota; Metazoa; Arthropoda; Malacostraca; Decapoda; Palaemonidae
Product: 39 kDa FK506-binding nuclear protein-like
Cellular component (GO): chromatin; nucleolus
Molecular function (GO): peptidyl-prolyl cis-trans isomerase activity
Source: RefSeq, a predicted model, not a curated record